AUGAGCGGCGCCAACACGGCUUUCAACCCGCUCCUCCAGCCCGUCAGCUUCCUGUCGGCGUCGCAGAGGCCGGUGACGGUGCCGAUCCCCAGCAUCGACGCCUUCAACGACGAGACCGUCAGCGUGGCCAUCAACUACGCCUUCCAGCUGGGCGCCUGCGCGACGCUCCUCGUCGUCGUGCUGCUCAUGACGCCGCCGUCCAAGCUGCGCCGCGCCUCGUCCGCCCUCCACGUCGCCGGCCUCGUGGCCUGCAUCGUCCGCACGGGCUUCCUCGUCGCCUUCUUCCUCUCGCCCCUGAACCACUUCUACCAGUUCUGGGCGGGCGACUACUCCUCCGUCCCGCGGCGCUUCCUGUACAACAGCGUCGCCGGCACCGUCUUCUCCCUGCUGCUCUUCGUGCUCCUCCAGGCCGCCCUCAUGCACCAGGCCUGGACCAUGGUCUCCCUGUGGCCCGCGGCCGUCAGGUCCUGCCUCGCCGUCGCCUCGGCCGCCGUCUCCCUCACCGCGGUCGGGUGGCGCCUCGCCUUCGCCGUCGUCCAGACCAGGUCCGCCCUCGACCUCGUGCCCGCCCGCGACCGCGCCUGGGUCGUGCACGCGGCCCUCAUCCUCAACGCCCUCUCCAUAUGCUGGUACUGCGCCCUCUUCAACGUCAAGCUCGUCCUACACCUCGCCGCCAACAGGGGCAUUCUCAGGUCGUCCCCGCGCUCCCUGAGCCCCAUGGAGGUCCUGGUGGUGACAAACGGCGUCCUCAUGGUGAUCCCGGUCGUCUUCGCGGCCCUCGAGUGGGGCCGUUUUCAAAACUUCGAGGCCGCCUCGCUCACACAGACCUCGGUCGCCGUCGUGCUCCCCCUGGGGACGCUUGCCGCCCAGCAAAUCACCGCCGGCGGCAGCUUGGCCUACCUUUCCGGCGGGAGCAACAAGUCGGGCAGCCGGUCCAACGGGGGGGAAAAGCCGAAUCCUCCCUCGGCGGCGGCGGCGGGAUUCAAGGCCGUCAGCACCACCUGUGGCUCUGGCGGCCUUGGCCAGUCGCCGUCGUUGUUUUCGGCCUGUACCGGCCGUGGAGCGCGGCCUCCCGGGAUGGACCACUUCGACCUCGAGUUGAGAAAGAUCGACUCUGAUAGCGCCUUGGCCAAUGAGGGGGUGCGCAUCGACACCGACUUGGAGCAGAAUGAAACAAGAAUCUAG
Metarhizium album ARSEF 1941 is the source of this 1185-nucleotide messenger RNA. Its product is annotated as pheromone receptor. Bases 1 to 1185 code for a protein of 394 amino acids. NCBI's taxonomy places the organism in Eukaryota, Fungi, Ascomycota, Sordariomycetes, Hypocreales, Clavicipitaceae. The record is from RefSeq and is a predicted model, not a curated record. Gene Ontology annotation, biological process: G protein-coupled receptor signaling pathway. Gene Ontology annotation, molecular function: pheromone binding; mating-type factor pheromone receptor activity. The transcript has 2 exons. Gene Ontology annotation, cellular component: G protein-coupled receptor homodimeric complex; membrane.